Messenger RNA from Bipolaris sorokiniana ND90Pr, 355 nucleotides. RefSeq lists its product as uncharacterized. Bases 30 to 233 code for a protein of 67 amino acids. The transcript has 3 exons. The record is from RefSeq and is a predicted model, not a curated record. Lineage: Eukaryota; Fungi; Ascomycota; Dothideomycetes; Pleosporales; Pleosporaceae.
ACGACAAUAGCAACUUCACAACACCCAACAUGGCCGUUUGGCAGUGGUUCAAGAACAUACCACCCAAGACACGCAUGAUCAUCGGUGUGGGAGUCAUGGCGUAUGCGGGUGUUGGCCUCUACAUUUCCGAUGUGGCUGAAGAAAAACUCGGCUAUACCCCUACUGAAAAAGACAAGGAGCAAUUGAAGGAAGCUCUGCCAAAGAUAUCUGCUGUGGAGAAGCGAAGCACGUGAUUACCUUCAACAUCUUUUGAGCAACAUGAAAAAUCUACAUACAUUCACAUGGGCGAAACAGUGGAAUCGAUUCACCAUUUUCAGUUUCUGUGCUUGGACAUGCGGGGUGAAGUACUUUUGAA